Schistosoma rodhaini is the source of this 1733-nucleotide messenger RNA. The record is from the annotation of a GenBank genome assembly. Lineage: Eukaryota; Metazoa; Platyhelminthes; Trematoda; Strigeidida; Schistosomatidae.
UUUAGAUAGCAACAAUAUAUUAUUUUCUUUUGAAUUUCAUUAUUAGAACAUUAAACAAUAACAGAUAAUAAUGAUAGCCUAGCAACUAAAUAAAAUAUUAAUAAUCAUUAUAAUCAAUGUAUUCAAUUCCUACAGAAAUAUUAUAUCAAAUAUAUAAUAAACUUAAUAUAAAUGAUUUAAAUAAUUGUUCACUUGUAUGUAAACAAUGGAAUCAAUUAAUUAAUGAUAUUUAUAUAUGGUUACCAAAAUGUUAUAAAAAAUUAAAAAAAACUUAUUGGAUUGAUGAAACUAUAUUAAUAUUAUUAAAAUUAUGUGGAAUUAAUAAUAUUCAAUUAUUUCUUGAAAAUAAACAAUCAAUAAAUCAAUUAUCAAUAAAUCAAUUACAUUUUAAAUCAGGUUAUUAUAUGAGAAAAUUAUAUAAUUAUUUAAAAUUAUUAUCAAAUAAUAAUAAUAAUAUUAAAAAAUAUCAAAUCAAUAAAAAUAUUAUUGAUUAUUAUAAAUGUAUUAUGAUUGGUCCUGGUAUGGAUUCAUCAAAUAUAAAUCGUUUAUUAAUUAAUUAUAUAUUAAAUUGGUCAAUAUUAAAUGAAAUACCAGAUGAUUUUAUUAUACCUAAUAUUAAUUUAGGUAUAAUAAGUGAAUUAAUUGGUAUAAAUAUAAUGAUCAAAUUACCUAAUUUAAAUAAUUAUAUAUUAAAUACAUUAAUUAAAAUGACUUGUAUUAUACCAAAAAAUGGUGAAUUAUUAGAAGAUAAAAAUAGAAUAUCGGGAAAAUAUUUACUUUAUAAUGAAAAAAAUGAUAAUAAUAAUAAUAAUAUUGAUCAAAUUAAUUUUUUACCAGAAAUCAAUAUUUUAUUAAAAGAAUGUCAUGUUAUAUUAUAUAUAAUUGAUAUAACAAAAUCAAUAAUUAAUGAAUUAAAUUGGGAACAAAUUAUUAAAGAAAUUAUAUUAAUAUUAAAUAAUUUAAAUGUUAAUCAAACUUUAUUAAUUAUUGGAGCAGGUAAUGAAUAUGAUAAAGAGGAAUGUAUCAGUCUUAUAGAUCUUGUAAAUAAAUUACAGUGUAUUCUAUUUAAGAAUUUUACCUUUGAUAGUUUAGAAGAACAGUUGAUAUUAAAGAUACCUAAUGCUCAAUGGAGAAUAUGGUUAACAUCUUCCAAUGGAUUGGAUUAUGAUAAUUUAGCAAAUAUGAUCAAUUGGGGUUUGUACAGAAAUAAUGAUAAUGAUAACAUCAAAGUUUAAUUAAUUCAACUUCAAAUAAUAAUUUUAUUUAAUAAAUGUUUUUUUCAUUGUUCAUUUCCUUAAUUUUAAAAGAAACAGUUGGAAUGAUUCUAUUUGUAUAAAAAUACAUUCCAACAAUUCCAGUAGUUCUCAGUACUAUUAAUUCAUGUGCUGAAAAUAAUUAUUUGUUACCAUGGUUAUUUUACAUGGCAAUCUUCUUUUAUUCAAAUGGAUUAUUAUAAAUAUCAUGAAAACUUUUUAUUCAGUUUUGGUUCAAUCUACAUUAUCUUUCCAAUAUCUAUAUUUUAUGUAAUUAUACUUCUUGUCUUCUUAUUUACUGAUUAUUAUUAUUUUUUAAAAGUUAAGACAUAACAGACGAGUGUGAUUGAAUUGUAACUAUGGAAGUGAAUAAUUAAAUAACUCUUUUGAGGGAAUUUUAUUAUUUACUAACGAUUAAUUGAUUGUUCUAUAUACCUUGUAAAUUUAAUCAAAUGGAAUAAAAUCAAGUAAAUCUAGUAA